UGUCACAGCAGAGCCUGGUUUCCUCUCCAGCUGUCCAAAGGAAGCAGAGAAUUUGUGCCAGAAUUUGGUCAAGGUGGAACUCUUUUUCAGGACUGACAGCAAACAUGGGAUAUGGGAGGUGGGGGAGCAGAGCCACCCCUCUGCUUUUUGAGGGAAAUCUUACAAAUGACGGUGAACACAAGGAGAUAGAACUGAGAGCUUAAAUAGCAACUUCUGAUUUAUGAACUGUGAUUUCUCUCAGUGAAAGAGCUCCUUAUUAGAGCAUUUAAUAGGUGAUUAAUUGCACUACGUUUUUUUCUUUAAGGAAUUCUUUUUAGGGAAGCCUUGAAAUACAGUCAUUUUGGCCCAAAAGCUUCGAUGCCUUAGGAGUUUACAAAUACAAUACAAGCUGCAGAUAUUAAAUAACUCUUCUUUAUCUGGCUGGCAUGAACCUCUUGGACAGAGAGAGGCUGUGUGUCUAAAAUGUGGCUCAGGAAGUGGCCGUGGUUGGCUUGGUGCAGUUCAGAAAUUGCAUGUACAAGAGCGAAUCUCUGGUGGUUUGUGAUGUUGCCGAAGACCUGGUGGAGAAGCUGAGAAAAUUCCGGUUUCGCAAGGAGACCAACAACGCUGCCAUUAUAAUGAAAAUCGACAAGGAUAAGCAGUUGGUGGUGCUGGAUGAGGAGCAUGAGGGUAUUUCUCCUGAUGAGCUCAAAGAUGAGCUGCCCGAGAGACAACCUCGAUUUAUUGUGUAUAGUUACAAGUACCAGCAUGAAGAUGGAAGAGUUUCUUACCCAUUGUGCUUUAUCUUCUCCAGUCCAGUUGGAUGUAAGCCUGAGCAGCAGAUGAUGUAUGCUGGCAGCAAGAAUAAGCUUGUACAGACAGCUGAACUCACUAAGGUAUUCGAAAUCAGAAACACAGAAGACCUCACUGAAGAGUGGCUGCGUGAGAAACUGGGCUUCUUCCACUAAGGAAAACCUCUGUCCUGAGUAUUUAUGUCCCAUCCUGGUGACACUGGAACCAGACAUGAAUACUUACAUCCCAGCAAUGCACUGUAUUCACAGCUGUCUCCUGCAGUCUCUUCUCUUGUGCAGAGUUUGUGCAAAGAAUAGCAGGUCUGUCUCCUUGAAGUAACAAAUCUUUGCAGGUGUUUCCUUAUUUGUACCUGCUAAAAGGGAAUACUCCUCUGCAGGGACUCCUUUUUGCACUCUUGUGACUAAUAUUUCUGUGACUAAAAUAGUUGGGUUCUGGAUUUAUAACUGUGUACAGAUAUCAUUUGGAAGCUGACGCUAACUUUUUCUGAGCUACAACUGCAUCCUGAUGACACACGUUAGCCAUUUAUAUGCAGAAUUUGUGUACUGUCACUUACUUUUCAGAUUUUUUUUGACUUAAAGCCGUCUCAAUUUUGAAAGCUACUCCCUGGAAUCAUUUGGUAUUAAAAAGACAAAAUCCUUGUACAGCAAAUCCAUCCAUUUAUCUUUCCAUUGAGUCCAUGUGAACUGUCUCAAAUUCUUGGAACUAAUUUUUGUCAUUCCAGCAAUUCCUCAGUUGCCUGAGUCAAUCUUUCUAAAUUUCAGGGCAAAGCUUUGGCUGUCCAGUUCUCCUGCUAAUACAGUCUCACAGGAACUAGCUGAUAACUAAGGGCUGAACUACAACUCUGGUUCCUCUCGUACCAGAUUCCUUCUUGCAUCUCUAACUUCUGGCACUGUUGAGAAGUUUACCUCUGCUCAUUUCCUGUUAUCUGAACACCUGGUGAUACUGUGUGCCUUUCAUCUGUUAGCUUUAAAAGGACUUGAGAAUUUUACACUGCCACUUCUUUACAAAUUUGGUAAAAACUUUGUUAAAAAAAAAAAAAAAUCCAAGUAACGUUUCUUCCUAGUGCCUCGUGCUGCAGCUGACAUCUGUUCAAACAAAAAGCCAACCUCUUUUUCUUUGAAAUUCCAAUCAUCUGCUCCGUUUGUAGGAGUCAGGAGGUUAAAGCUUUUCAUGAUAAUGAAUGAUUUAUAUCUCUUUUGUUACGAAAGUUGGCCACACGUAGCUUUUGAGUACUUUUAAUUACAAAUCUCUAACUUUUCUUAACCGCUUGUUGGUCCGAAAUUACAUUCCAGAUGAAGCUUUUGCACAAAAGCGAUCAUUCGAUUCUCAUCGUCGACUUAACGGUUCAUCUCUUUGAAACAGCAGAUCUUCUAAUGUGAAAAUAGUAUUUAACUUUUAUAAAUGACCAGUCUUUUUACAGGUCUGUUUUAUACUGAAUAGAGUAGUUGUCUGAGGUGGGACACACGCUCAGCCCGUGCCGUGGCAGAGGGAGCACUCACGGGACAGCCUCUCGCUGUGAGUGUUUGUUGUGCUGCUGAGCAAGUUAUCUGCGUAAGAGCAGCUUCCUGUUGAUAACAUACCUUAAAAUACAGACUGCCCCGACCAAUCUGCUCGCUGGGAAGGAAUGCAGUGUUACAUUUGGAGGCCAGUAUUUCGUGCUGUGAAACCUUUGCUGAAGGAAGGGUUGUUUUUUUCACUUGUGAACAUAACCCUGUGUUAGUGUUACAACACUAAUUCCUGCCACAAGAUCACAAGGAAUCCGUUUGCAAAGGUCCUCGGUGUUGGUGAAUUUCUCCUUAGUUUGAUGUUAUUGCUCAUUUAUUUGUAUAUAAAUCUGACUUGAGAGGAGCUUUUCAAAAUACACGUUGGAACGAUCCAAUUAAAUCGAUCUUUCGGUGCGGGAAAGAAAUGCUUGUAAUUAAAUUCCUGUGUUAACGUAGUGAACUGGAAAAACAAUUUCAUUUCCCUGGAUGAAAAGAUGUUGAUUAUGAAACCGUUGCUUGAUCAUUCUGUACUGCAAAUCAAUAAAAACAAUGUCUUUUGUGACAAACAUUGUAUAAACAAGA
Molecule: messenger RNA, 2858 nt
Organism: Empidonax traillii (willow flycatcher)
Lineage: Eukaryota; Metazoa; Chordata; Aves; Passeriformes; Tyrannidae
Gene: GMFB
Product: glia maturation factor beta
Exons: 7
Coding region: 513-947 (144 amino acids)
Biological process (GO): actin filament debranching; negative regulation of Arp2/3 complex-mediated actin nucleation
Cellular component (GO): actin cortical patch
Molecular function (GO): Arp2/3 complex binding; actin binding
Source: RefSeq, a predicted model, not a curated record